Molecule: messenger RNA, 1149 nt
Organism: Phragmites australis (common reed)
Lineage: Eukaryota; Viridiplantae; Streptophyta; Magnoliopsida; Poales; Poaceae
Product: red chlorophyll catabolite reductase-like
Exons: 2
Coding region: 50-1030 (326 amino acids)
Biological process (GO): chlorophyll catabolic process
Cellular component (GO): chloroplast
Molecular function (GO): red chlorophyll catabolite reductase activity
Source: RefSeq, a predicted model, not a curated record
CAAUCCUACCCGCCCCCCCCCCCCCCCCCCUGUUCUAACCGAGCGCUCCAUGCUCCGGCCGGAGCUUCACCUGCCGCCGGCUCCCCUCCUCAUCCGCGCCUUCGUCGCAGCCUCUCCUCCUCUCUCCCGCCUCCACUGCUUCGGGGCGCUCCGGCUAGACCGCGCGCGGCCUCCCCCGCUCAGGGGCAAACCAUCGAGCACCUUGCGCGCGUCGGCAUCCGACGCCGCCAUGGCGCGCGCGCCUGAGAUGGCGCAGCGGGAGGUGGCGCAGGCGCUCGAGGCCGAGGCGGUGGCGCGGCUGGGCCCACGGCUUCUUCCGUCCGCCGUGCCCGCCGACGUCGCCGAGUUCCGCAACGGCGCCGGGAACGCCGUCGGCUCGCUCGAUGUGCGCCGCGGUGCGCCUGGCUCGUCGAUUGAUUUCAUGCUGCAGUCCUCGCUUCACUGCAAAGUCCCAAAUGGUGCAAUCGACAUUACAUCGAUUCUCAUUUUCCUGAAUGCCUCGACAGAUGCGCCACACUUCCUCAUGGAGCUUAUACAAGGCAGCCGAACUUCAAUUGUGGUGAUCCUGGACCUGCUCCCGCGGAAAGACCUCGCACUCCACCCAGACUACCUACAGAAGUACUAUGAAAACACUCAGCUGGAUAGGCAGCGUGGAAAGAUCGACGAACUACCGCAGGCUCGUCCGUACCUAUCACCAUCACUCUUCGUGCGCAGCGCCAUUUCACCAACCGCAAUAUCGAUCAGCAUUGACUGUGGACAAGGGGGAGAGUGUAACUUGGAAGAGAUAGUGCGUGGCCAAUUGGCGACUGUUGCUAAGGAGUUUCUUCAGAUUUGGCUUGACAGCUGUGCUGAUUCCACUGCAGAAAUGGAAGAGGCGGAGAGAGAAUGCUUACUCAAGAGGGACCAAACUGUAAGAUCUAAAUCGAUCGAGGUUGAUCUGACUGCAAAUCUGCCGAGGAUGUUUGAUCCUGAUGUGUCGAGUCGGGUCAUAGCCGAAAUCCGGAAGGCUUUUGGGGUACAAGAGCCCUAGCUUGCGAUCUGUAUUAGAAACAAGUACUUGAAAUACAAUGUUCUUGGUCCGCAGUCCUUGUUUGAACGAUCAGAUGCAAAUGCAAUGAUAGAAAUUGUCUAUUAUGUCUAAUAUCAUCA